This is a messenger RNA of Asparagus officinalis (garden asparagus), 579 nucleotides long. RefSeq names its product dirigent protein 4-like. The coding region runs from base 1 to 579 and encodes 192 amino acids. The record is from RefSeq and is a predicted model, not a curated record. NCBI's taxonomy places the organism in Eukaryota, Viridiplantae, Streptophyta, Magnoliopsida, Asparagales, Asparagaceae. The transcript has a single exon.
AUGGCCUCUUCUUCAGUAACCUAUAGCUUUCUUCUGUUUACCCUAUUAGCCAUCGUUCCUCUCUCUUUCCAGACCUGUCACAAAGGAAAAUUCAUCCAUAUCCCCCUCUACUUGCACAGGAUUAUCGAGGGCCCAGAGGCCACAACCCUAACCAUCAUCAAUCCUGGCAAAAUUCCAUACUCCUUUGGUACUACUCGAGUAAAUGACCACGAGCUCAGGGUAGGGAAGGACCCAAAAUCAAAGCUCGUGGCUCGACUCCAAGGGGUGUCAGUAGAAUCCUCACUUGCCAAAACAAGGGACAUACUCCUGUUGGGUAACGUUGUAUUUGUUGCAGGAAAAUAUAAUAAUAGUAUUGUUUCCAUAUAUGGACGAAGGUCGGUGCCUUCUUAUGGAAAAUCCGUUAUCAGUAUUAUCGCAGGAACUGAGAAGUUCUUGAUGGCUAAGGGAUAUAUUGUUCGAGGGAUGUCGUACAAUUGUAGCUCUAAGGCAACUGUGAGUUCGUUCGACAUAUAUAUUAAGCCUUACUGCAAAAAACAUCUGGAAUUGGAGCCUGAGAUGGAACAUGGCACUACUAUGUAA